ACGGCGUAUGUUGUCAAAAGAAAAAAGAUGGCGUCGGUGUCAGAAAUGUACGAUGUUGGAUGGGAAGAAAUGAGGGACAAGCUGCGCAAAUGGAGAGAGGAUAACUGCAGAAACAGUGAACAAAUUGUGGAUGUUGGUGAAGAACUCAUCAGUGAUCAUGCAUCUAAACUGGGAGAUGACAUAUGGAUUAUUUAUGAGCAGGUGAUGAUCGCAGCGCUGGACUGCAGUCGGGAUGACUUGGCUCGGAUCUGUCUACAGGAACUGAAGAAGCAGUUUCCAGAUAGCCACAGAGUGAAGCGAUUAACGGGCAUGAGGCUGGAAGCUUUGGAAAGGUAUGACGAGGCCAACAAGCACUAUGAUGCCAUUCUCCAGGACGACCCAACCAAUACGGCUGCAAGAAAGCGAAAGAUCUCCAUCCUUAAGGCCCAGGGAAAAAGCACCGAAGCCAUCCGGGAGCUCAACGAGUAUCUUGAGCAGUUUGUUGGGGACCAAGAAGCGUGGCAUGAGCUGUCGGAGCUUUACAUCAACGAACAUGACUAUGGAAAAGCUGCGUUUUGUCUGGAGGAGCUGAUGAUGACCAAUCCUCACAAUCACUUGUACUGUGAGCAGUACGCUGAGGUGAAAUACACCCAGGGGGGGCUGGAAAACCUGGAGCUGUCCAGAAAGUAUUUUGCCCAGGCGCUGAGGCUGAACAACCGAAACAUGAGGGCAUUGUUUGGUCUGUACAUGUCUGCAAGUCACAUUGCAGCAAGUCCAAAAGUCAGUGCCAAGGUGAAGAAGGACAACAUAAAGUAUGCUGCUUGGGCUGCCACACAGAUAAAUAGAGCCUAUAAGCUCGCCGGUCGUGGAACGAAGGAGAACAAAUGCUCGGUGAAGGCCGUGGAGGAGAUGCUUGAGUCCAUGCAGAUCACCAUGUCCUAGAUGUCCAUGCCUUUCUACCCAUGUACGCUCAAACAACUCAGAGCAACACGGCAGCUCAAAUAGCCUCGCAAUGUGACCAGAACUGCAUCUAUAGUUGUCUUUUAAUCCCUUCAAGUUUGGUCCUCUAAUUGACUAAACUUGACAUGGACAUUUGGGAUACAUUACUUUCUCCUAUGUGCAAAUGUUCCCCCAACCAUCUGGAACCUUCAACAGCAAAUUCCUGCUUAUUUGAACAACUUUUUCACAGCAUUAACCCAGCUGUGAUUUCCCCCAGCCUGGAUUAUACCUUCUCUCCAUCACAGGCUGUCUCUCAAGGUAACCUUGAACUGGUAUUGCUUAUUAGCACGUCCACAUCAAGGCUUUAACUGUGAGCAGGAAAGAUAACAAGCUGUACAGUAGAUGCUAUUUAUAAAGACUGUGGAGAGCCCACCUGUCUGCACUGAGGUCCUUAACUGUAUCUGUACUGUCUGUAAAUUAAACAUCUUUCUCUAAUAAAACUUCCUUCUUUUCUCUGA
Cheilinus undulatus (humphead wrasse) is the source of this 1436-nucleotide messenger RNA. RefSeq names its product ER membrane protein complex subunit 2 (gene emc2). The transcript is spliced from 11 exons. Gene Ontology annotation, cellular component: EMC complex. Gene Ontology annotation, molecular function: protein binding. The record is from RefSeq and is a predicted model, not a curated record. Lineage: Eukaryota; Metazoa; Chordata; Actinopteri; Labriformes; Labridae. The coding region runs from base 28 to 921 and encodes 297 amino acids. Gene Ontology annotation, biological process: protein folding in endoplasmic reticulum.